AUGACGCUGUUGGCCACGGUGAGGGAGGCGCGGCCCUUCUUCCUGAAGGGCAGAGGGACCCGCGGCAGUUCAGGGAAGGGCUCUGCGAGCGCGAGCGCCUGCCCCGUCAGCGUCGUCUACGUGAAUACUGGCUGCGGCGACGGCGGGGGAGGCAUGGCGGGAUACGGAGCCGGCGGAGGAGUCAGUGGAGAAUACGGCGCCCCCACUCUCAGUGCAGGAUACGGCGCCCCGACGGGGGCAGGAGGGAGUUAUAGCGCGCCUUCUGGAGGCGGAUACACUGCCCCCACUGGAGGUGGAAGUAGCUACAGUGCUCCGGUUGGAGACGGCGGUGUAGGAUUUGCUGGCGGUGGAGGAUACGCCGUCCCCUCGGGAGGGGGAGGAGGGAGGAUUAACCUGCUCCUCGGUGGAGGUGGAGGAGGAUACACCGCCCCUGGUGGAGGUGGAGGAGGAUACACCGCCCCUGGUGGAGGUGGAGGAGGAUACACCGCCCCUGGUGGAGGUGGAGGAGGAUACACCGCCCCUGGUGGAGGUGGAGGAGGAUACACCGCCCCUGGUGGAGGUGGAGGAGGAUACACCGCCCCUGGUGGAGGUGGAGGAGGAUCUACUGCUUCCUCAGGAGGUGGAGGAUACACCGCUCCGACCGGAGGUGGAAGUAGCUACAGUGCCCCUUCCGGAGGAAGUGGAGGAUUUAGUGGCGGAGGAGGAUACGGCGGCGGUGGAAGUAGUGUUGGAGGUGGAGGAGGGGGAUACGCUGGGAGUGGGGGAUGCUGCACUCAGCAGAUGCUGACUGAUGGGGACAUCCACAGUUAG
Messenger RNA from Penaeus indicus, 810 nucleotides. RefSeq lists its product as uncharacterized. The record is from RefSeq and is a predicted model, not a curated record. Lineage: Eukaryota; Metazoa; Arthropoda; Malacostraca; Decapoda; Penaeidae. The transcript has 3 exons. The coding region runs from base 1 to 810 and encodes 269 amino acids.